Molecule: messenger RNA, 4049 nt
Organism: Chlamydomonas reinhardtii
Lineage: Eukaryota; Viridiplantae; Chlorophyta; Chlorophyceae; Chlamydomonadales; Chlamydomonadaceae
Exons: 13
Coding region: 167-3748 (1193 amino acids)
Biological process (GO): clathrin-dependent endocytosis; clathrin coat disassembly
Cellular component (GO): intracellular membrane-bounded organelle; vesicle; cytoplasm
Molecular function (GO): clathrin binding
Source: RefSeq, a predicted model, not a curated record
GCUUGGCCGUUGCCUAGAACGCAUGGCUGCAUGUAGAGCGCAUUCAUUUGUAGUUAUCAGCAGCAUGACAAGACUCGUGCAGUUCAAGGUCGCUGAGCCCCGAGCAGCAGGGAAGCAGCAACUGCGCCUUGCCCUGAACUGAUCAUUGCUGAAGAACAAGUUAGAGAUGAAUCAGCCACCACCUCCGCCACCACCGUCGCAUGGCUAUGCGCACGGCCCUGGCGCGAACUUCGGGGCAAUGGCCGACCCGUCCGGGGGCGGAAUGCCUUCCGGAAUGGCACCGCCCAUAAUGAACAUGCAACAUAUGAUGCAGCCGCCAUUUGUAAUCAUCCAGCAGCCUCAAGGCAUGCAGGGUUUGCCGCAGCAAAUCCUUCUGCACCCGCAGAAUCCGCAACAGCAAAUGCCUGGCACGAUGGAGCAGCAGCAACACGGCAUGAUGAUGCAGCAGCACCAGGCUCACCUGGCGCAGGCCGGGAUGCAGGCCGGGCAUUUCGCGCCUGCGCAGCCCAUAGGGUCCUUCCAGCAGGCUCCUCCCGCGCCGCCGCAGGACCCGGGGCAGCAGCACAUGCAGCUGCAGCAGCAGGCCCAGCAGGCAGCAGCAGACUACCAGCAUCAGCAGCUGCAACAGCAGGCCCAGUAUCAACAGCAGCAACAGUACCAGCAACAGCAGCAGCAGCCUCCGCAGCAGCCGCAGCCGCAGCAACAGCCCCUCACGACGUACCAGAAGCAAAUGCUGGCGGAACGGGCGGCGCGGGGCCAGCAGCAGCCCCAACAACAAGAGCAGCAGCAGCAGCAGCAGCAACAACACCAGCAAUUGCAACAAUCACACUCCGGGCAGCACCUGCAAGGCGGCGGUGGCAUGGCGGGGAUCGUGCCGCCGCCUCCGCCACCGCCGCCGCGACAAGACCCCGACGGCGGCGGCGCCCCUCCACCGCCGCCCCCGCCGCCACCUGAGCCCGCGGGCAGCCAUGCCAGCAACGCGCAGGCCUCACAGCAGCAACAGCAGCAGGAGGCUGCGCCCGAGGCGGUGGAGCAGCAGGCGUUUGACAGCAUGACGCCUGAGCAGCAGGCCGCCUACAUGGAGCAGUGGCAGGCCUACUACCAGCACCAGUACUACUACGGCACGGCGGCGGCGGCGGGGCAGCAGGGCCACGAGGCGUACGGAUACGGCCAGUACGGCUACGCUAUGGACGGGCAGCAGCAACAGUACGGCUACGGGGCAGAUGGGUACGGCGGCCAGGCGGGCGCGUACGGCGGCGCGGGCGCCAACAUGAUGCAGCACCAGCACGCGGCGGCGGCGGCGGCGGCGGCGUCUGGGUACGGCGGUGCCUACCCGCAGCAGCACGCGAUGGCGGCCCAGCAGCAGCAGAUGGCCAUGAUGGGCGCGCACCCGCAGCAGCACGCGCACAUGAUGGCCAUGGGCGGCCAGGCGGCGGCGGGCGCACACGGCGGCUACAUGCCGGGGCGGCUAGACGUGUCGGGUGCCGGGGGCAUGAUGGGCGUGAUGGGCGGCAUGGUCAGCCCCGCGUCAGCAGGCGGCGGCGGCGGCGGCUCAACCGGCGGCGGCAGUGGGCGUCACAUCCCGGAGUGGCUGCGCCAGGAGCUGCUGAAGCGCCAGGUGGCGGCGGCGGCUGCUAGCGCCAAGAAAGGCAGCGACAAUGAGGAUGAGGACGAUGACGACGACGAUGACCGAGCCGGAAAGGCGGCGGCCAAGCCCAAGCGCCACUUCACGGAGGCGCCUGGAGGCGGCAGCCGCUGGGGCGGGCCGGACAAGGACCAGGGCCAGGAGCCGGCGGGCGGCAAGGGCAAGGCGGGCGGCAAGGCCGGUGCUCGGGAGGAGUCGGAGGAGGAGUCGGAGGAGGAUGACGAGGAGGACGCGGCCAUCCGACAGGAGGUGGUGAACCGCGAGAUCAAGACCAACCUGACGCAAAUCCUGCUCGAGGUCACGGACGCGCUGUUCGAGGAGGUGGCUCGCGAGGUGUACGCGGAGACAGCGCCCGCAAAGAAGUCGGCGGCGGAGGGCGCCGUCAAGCUGCAGGCGGGCGCGGCGCUGGUGGCGGGCGGGGACGACGACGACGGCGAGGGCGGCGGCGCCGGACUGCUGGGGCUGGGCUACGGGUCCGAUGAGGAGGAGGACAAGGACCAGGACGGGGAGGCGGGUGGCAAGGAGCCGGCUGCUGGGGACGCGAGUGGCAAGGCUGGUGAUGGAGUUACUGGUGCUGCGGCGACGGCGGCUGCAGGCGGCAACAACGGUGGCGCGGCUGGCACUGGUGACGGCGGCAGCGGUGCGGGUAGGCGCGUUGAGACGUCGGAGGCCCUGGCUGGGUCCCGGCGUGACGUGACCGGGGCGGUUGGUGCGGACUCCCGGGUGCAGCCCCAGGCGAUCGACAAGCCGCCGGCCGCGGCGCCGCCCCAGCCCGAGCGCCAGCCGCUGUACUCCAAGGGACAGAGUGUGUGGCUGCUGGGCCGCGAGGGCGACGGCACGCGGCUGCCCGCCAAGGUCAUUGCGGCGCUGCCGCCCGCCGCGCCAGGCGAGGCGCCGCGCUACAGCCUGGUGGCUGAGGGCCGCAAGGUCACCGCCGGCGAGGCGCAGCUUGCGUCACUGGAGGACCGCCUGCAGCCGCUGCAGCCCGCAGCGGCAGCGGCGGUUACGGCGCCGCUUGCAGGCCCCGCGGCGACCGUGGUGGCCGCAUCCCCCGCGCCGCAGCCAGCGCACGCAGCGGCUGAGGUGUCGCACGCGAAGACGGCGGAGGCGGGCGCGCACGCGGCUGCUGCUGCGGCUCCUCCGGCAGGUGCUGGCCAUGUUGCGCCCGUCGCGGCAGCCGCUGUGCCAGCUGUGGUUGCUGCUGCGCCGACUGCGCCUGCGCGUGAGGCUGCCGCGGCCGCUGCCGCUCACGCGCAGGCAAAACCACGGGAAGAGGCGGGCUCGGGCACGAAGAUCUCCAAGCCCCAGGAGUCGGAGCCUCGAGAUGAGAAGGCGAGGCGGCGGAAACCCAGCCGCAGCAGAAGUCGCAGCCGCAGCAGGGACCGGAGGCGCAGUCGCAGCCGCAGUAGGGGCCGCGCAUCUCGGUCUCGCUCGCGGAGUCGGAGCCGAAGCAGGGACCGUGGCGGCCGCCGCGACCGCAGCCGCAGCAAGGGCCGUGGGGGCAACCGGCGCAGCCGCAGUCGCAGUAAGGACCGCGACAGGGAGCGCGAGCGGGAACGCGAGCGCGAGAAGGAGAGGGCCCGGGAACGCGAGCGGGAACGUGAGCGGGAACGCGAGCGGGAACGCGAGCGAGAACGCGACCGCGAGCGCGAGCGGGACAAGGACCGAGGCCGGGAUCGUACCCGACGGCGGCCCUCUCGCAGCAGGUCCCCGAGCCGCAGUCGCAGCCGCAGUCGGGACCGGAAAAACCGCAGCGGCGGCGGCAGCGACCGCGGUCGCGGCGAGCGGGAGCUUGAGCGCCAGGGCAGCGGCCGGGACCGGGACCGGGAGCGCCGACGCUCUAGCCGCUCACGGUCACGGUCUCGCGAGCGGGAGAAGGAGCGGGAGCGUGGCCGGGACGAGGGCAAGAGCCGCUCGGAGAAGAACGGCAAGAAGGAGAAGAAGGACAAGGACAAGAAGCGGCGGCGGGAGGACGUGGCGUCGUCAGCAUCAGGUUCUGGUAGUGACUCGGAUUCCGGUAGUAGCCGCUCACGAGACGAAGGUCGGUCGCGGAAGAGCAGCAAGCACAAGAGCAAAGACAAGAAGGGCAAGAAGGAGCGCUAGCAGGGCUGAGGAGGAGGUCAUUGAUGGGCGAGUUUGCGGGUCAGGUCUUCAGCAAGGCAGUUCAGGGGUUGUUGUGGCAUGUGCUUCGUGCUGCAUGUGCUGGCGGUUUCCCCAAGGCUUGCGAUGAACCCUUGUCGGACUGGUCCUGCUUGUGUUGAUGCUUGUGUUGAUGUCGCACCAAAAGUGGGAUGUGCCAUGCGCUGUGCGAUGUGGCCCGGUUUGAGUGUAGGGUGAUGCAUCGGUUCUGCUUCGCUCCGGAACUUCCGAUCCCGGGUUGUUCUGAAUGUAAGCUGGUUUAACU